AUGUUAAACAGACAAUCAGAACUCGACCUUGGUUUGCUCACUGGCUCCGAACAUAUGUGUGAGGAAACGGAGGAGGACACAAAACAGAUUUUGUCCAAAAGGAAGCAGUUCAGAGCCUGGUUGCACAGUUUAAAAGAGCAUUCUCCAUCCAUGGACAUAAAUGAUGAGGAAACUGUUUUUGUCGACGCAGAAGAUGCCUUUUUGAAUUCGGACAAUCCGCUGUCCUACGUUCCUGUGCUAAGUGCCACAGAAGCUAAGGAAAUUCUGACAACGCCGGAGCGUGAGGCCAAAGACUAUCCUCAUGGGCGUCGCUUAAAGGCCUUUUUGAGAGAACACCUGAGGAGGCCUUCCAAGCGUCGUCUCUUGACUGCUCGACCGAGGCGUCCGAUUGAGUGCCACGGAGCCCUUCCCGUGGUUUUCGACAUUAACUAUCAAGAGUCUGCAUUGCUUGGCAGUAACUAUUCGAAUAAGCAACAGUGGGAACUUGGCGAAUUAGACGGCUCUGUUGGCAGCGAAGCAGUUUCUGUCCUUAAUGAAAACCGCCAAACCGACCACAAAAUUGGAUAUUUGGGUCGUUACUCCUCAAAGAUGGAUCUUAAUAAUGAGGGCAAAGCAUUUACUUCUCUGGCUUUUGGUACCAACAAUCCUGUUGAUCCUGAACCUGGGACUCAGGGCGCAAAGUUCAACAAGCUAAGCUCAUCGGAUGCUGAUAUCGCCGCAGAUGACAAACUGGCUGAAGCUGCUCACCAGAACGACGGGAGUUUUCUUAGUGGCGACGUCACCUUCCCUGAGCCACGAGACACCCUGAAUGAUGACUCGCUCAUCAUGAGACCGGACAAUGGCUCUGAAACAGGUUCUGUGGAACGCGAGAAUGCAAAAGCAUUCGGCACUUUGCCCAUUGAACCUGACUCUGUUGCGGACCCCGGAUCACCAAAAUUCCUCGAUGACAGUAUUCUUUCCGAUGACAGGCAAGACAGCUUGAAGAGGACGUUCGAUUCUCCCAAUCAACUGAUUACUGAACUUAAGCGUCCUUGUCUUGACAAGGAAGCUGUGCCUCCCGAAAACAUCGGGGUCGAGGCAAAUGAAUCACUUCACGAAUCAUCUUCCUUCUAUUCGGACGCGCCUCCUUUUGACACUUCAUUCUGCGAAACUCCGACCACAAUGCUGGAGAAUAAUCCGCAUAUGAUUCAAAAUCCAUAUAUAAAUACUCAUCAGGCCGAUGAGAAGCCUUUCAGAGAUUUCCAAAAUCCGGAACCUCCCCAAGCGUUAAGUGCAAAAGAUGCACGGGAACCCGCAAACUAUAAAGAUCUCCCACCAAUCAAGACUCCCUCUUUCAUUCCCAUUUCGAAACUCAAUCGGCUUAACUCCAGUGAUGAUGAGGGUCCCACACCAGAAGAAAAGUUUCGUGGGGUUGUUGAGAAAUUCAGAUCAGCCGUUCACCACCAAACAUCGCCAAAAUGUGACGCUCAAGACCAAACGCUUGUUGGUCGUACAGGUAAGAAAGAAAGCAAAGAAGACAGGCACUCUGACGAUGAUCUCGCAUCACGCAAAGGACACAGUAGUAAAGGCAGCAAUAGCAGUGGAGGUCGCUUGAGCUCUUUGAAGAAAAAACGUCAAACCUUCAAACCUUCUAAAUGCGAGGAAUUUGAAACUCAGAAGCUUCGUAUUCCUACUUUUCGGCAAAGCUUGCGUAAGAUUGACGCCUUGGGAUUAUUCGAAGGCGUCAGAAAGGGUACACUGACUGAACGCGAUUUAUUCAAUUUGUCGAAGGUGAAGUCCGACGACGCGUACGAUUUUCGUGACACUAGAUUCUACGACUCUCAAUCCUCGGUAUCAAAUUCAUCAGAGUCUUUCAAAACUCGCGAGGAAAUCACGGUCUCUAGUGUCAAAUUUGACAAGUUUUCACAUCUUUUGAUGUAUGACGUCCGAAAAACCAGUAGAUUCGAACGACCCGAGACCACCCAAUCUUUCAGAACAAACAAUUUGUUUGGUAAGGAAGGGAAAUUGUCGCGGUCUCUUUCUGAUAGCGGUACUCAAGAUGGUGGAAAGAUUAAAAGCUUUGCUGGAAAACCCAUUCUCAAACGAAAGAUAAACGAACGUGCAGCAGUUGAAUCGUUAAGAGCAGACGAUUGUGAUACUGUCAAUGUCACUGAUUUUCUCUCAUUUUUCAAGGGCCAUGAAGCGCGUCGUCGAAAUGAAGAGCACCGCCUAAGCAAAAUUCGUGAGCAGCAGCUCACAAAUUAUUAUGCCAAUGACCAUAUCUACAACUCAGUUAGAAACGGUGACGUCAAGUCUGCUCUGAUCGACUUUAAAAAGAGUAAGAAAGCUACAGAGCAUAACAUCGGCCGCCAAUUACGCGAUCCCAUAGCGCGAAUGCUUAGUUGUCCUCGAGAAUCAGAGUGGCAACGGUUACACAAGCAAGGGACCGUAUCACAAAGCUGUUUUUAA
Messenger RNA from Lachancea sp. 'fantastica', 2448 nucleotides. Lineage: Eukaryota; Fungi; Ascomycota; Saccharomycetes; Saccharomycetales; Saccharomycetaceae. The record is from the annotation of a GenBank genome assembly.